Messenger RNA from Xenia sp. Carnegie-2017, 5677 nucleotides. Its product is annotated as sacsin-like. The transcript is spliced from 3 exons. Gene Ontology annotation, molecular function: Hsp70 protein binding. The record is from RefSeq and is a predicted model, not a curated record. NCBI's taxonomy places the organism in Eukaryota, Metazoa, Cnidaria, Anthozoa, Malacalcyonacea, Xeniidae. The coding region runs from base 8 to 5374 and encodes 1788 amino acids.
AAGUACGAUGUUUCGAUUACCAUUACGAACUAAAGAGCAAUCCAAGAUCUCUACUAAACUUUGGAGCACAAGCGCCGUGACAAAGUUGUUUGAGAGUUUUCGUCUAUCUGCAAAAGAUAUGUUGCUGUUCUUGAAUAACGUUACAAAGAUUUCGAUAUCAGAAUUGAAGAAUGGAAAACUCGAAACUUAUACAGUGAAGUGUGAAGUAUCUGAUUUAAGUAAACGAUCUCAGUUUCACGAGGCAAUCAAGACUUGCAGUAGACUACCAACUCGUCAAUUGUGUGAAAUGCAAAGUUUUCAUUACGUAAUGAAAAUAUCUGAUUCAUUGAAUGUAAAGAAGGAUUGGUUAAUUGCACAGAGUUUGGGCUAUUUAGAUUUUGAUAAAACGUCAACGAUUCCUGAGGGCCAAGGCAAGGGCUUGCUACCUCGUGCAGGUGUUGCUAUCCACUUAUCGAACUCUGACGCUCCAUUUCGGCAUUCUAUAUUUUGUACGUUACCAUUGCCAGUUUCGUCAAAAUUUCCUGCACAUAUCAAUGGUCACUUUGCUCUUGACUCUGCUCGUAGAAAUGUUUGGCAUGACCCCAGGAGUGGCGAUUUUCGGAUGCUUUGGAACAAUUUCAUGAAACGUCAUGUAAUCCCUCCGUUGUAUGCAUUAGCAAUGACACUCGCGAGGAACCAUAUUGAAGGCUAUCAUCACGAGUCCGAUUGUAUGGGAAAUUUUUCAUCACCGAAAGAUGCAGAGAACGGUUUGAAAUGGUAUCAUAAAUUAUUUCCACCAAUUUCAGAGCUUGAUGCUGAAUGGAAACCAGUUGCUGAAGUGGUUUACAAAUAUUUGUUGCCAAAUCACGCCAUUUUACCAAUUGCUUUGUCAGUUCCAAAUUGGAGAAAGUCACCUCGUGAAUGUUUGUCAGCAGGAUCUUCAGAAGAUGACAUUGCCCCGGUGAAAGUAAAUUGGCAUACACCAGCAAAGGCGUAUUUUUGUACUUCUGAUAUAUCGUUCCCGCUUGCAAAAUUACUUUUGCAAAUCAAAUUUCCUCUUCUUUCACACACUCCUUAUGAAGUGCACAAAAGUUUCAAAGAAGUUGGAAAGUUGCAAGACGUAAGUCCUGAAGCUGUGAUUCAAUUUCUAAGGCAUCAAGUUGAAAUCGUCAAUCAGUUACCCAAGGCUGUGGAACAGACUUUGUUUCGAGAAGAAAAAAAUGUUUAUGAAAUUACACGCUAUUGUGCUCAAGCAAGUCAAAAUGGAGAUGGAUAUUUUGAAAAUCUUCACGGACUUCCUUUGCUUCUCACGAAAGAUGGCUUCCUUCGUUGUUUUGAUCAGAAUAUGCCGGUUUUUUGCAGCAAGUUCAGCGACCUCGUAUCUUUUCAGUCCAAUCUGUUUGUGACCAGUUUACUGCAAAGCUUUUACUCAACUUAUCUAAACAAAUGUCAUGACGUGUUACACGAGUUUCAUUUGUCAGACCUUGCUCAAUAUCUUGAAAGGCUUUAUCCGUCUUCUUGGAUCCAUUCUAUCGUGCAUCAGCCAUGGAAACCAGAUGAAAGCAACAACGAACAUCCUAAAAAAGAAUGGCUGGUGUUGCUUUGGAAAUUUAUUGUUAACGAAAUCAGAGAUAAAAGGGUUUCGAAUAAAGUAAAUUGUCAUAUUCUUGAAUGCAUAAGAAAUUGGCACAUCAUUCCAACGACAAAUUGUUGUCUUGCUCCUCUUUCUCAAGGAAAAACCGUUUUGAAUGUAAACAGUGAGCUCAGUCAUGAUUCAUUCUCAGACAGCGUCAUACGAAGUAUUUUAGUAAAGCUGGGUUGUCCACAGCUCGAUAAAUCCAUAAUUGAUUCAGUGUUUACAACGCGAGAAAAACGAAUCGUUGCUGUUUGCCGACAUUAUCUUGCUCUAGUUCAAUCGACAAAAGAUGUACUUGGACUAUUGUCUACAUAUGUUAAUAAAAGCAAUAAAAUCCCGUUAAGGCAUGAUGAAAUUGAACGAUUGCUUGUAUUUUUUCAAACCGGUUUACAUACUUUGCAUACCUCAACUCUACGUAACCUUCCAUUCUACCAGACCAUCCAUGGAGCAUACACCUGCCUUUCAGGAAAUCAUACAGUGUUUGAAAUACCCGAAGAUUUUCCUAAAGAUGAUCUUGAUGUCUUAUCGCAGGUAGCGCACAUUAUUACUUUACAAUCCGCUCCAAAGUUAGGAGAAUUGUACCGAUAUAUUGGUGUAAAGACGGCUUCAUCUGUAGAAUUUUACCGUGAUAUCGUGUUAAAGCAUUUCCGAUAUUUGACUGAACAAGGAAGAAUUAACCAUUUGAGAUUUAUAAAAGAACGUCUUAUUUACGGCAAUAGUGGGAAAAUGUUAUUGGCGUUCUUAAAAACGUUACCAUUGAUUCCGGACCGCAAAGGUGUUUUACAUCUAGCAAAUUAUUUCUACGAACCAGACAACAUAGUUUUCAAGAAUUUUGUUCCUGAAGACAGAUUUCCCCCCAGUUCGUUUCAUUUACUAGAAUGGAGAAAUUUCCUUGUGGAUAUUGGCUUGCAGAACGUGGUUACUAAAGAACAUUUUGCUAGUUACGCCAACCAGUUGCAAGAAAGAGCUCGCAAUGUGUCAGAUCGAACUUCGCUUGAGGGAGUGGAAAUUCUUGGAAAGUCAAACAUUCUUGUUUCACAUUUAUUUCAAAAUAAAAGUUUGCAUGAGCCACAUUUUCUCUCCAACAUCUCUAACAUCAGUUUUGUUGCUACUGCAGUUACACCAAAGGUAUAUCUUGAUAUGUGUCCAGCACACAUCCAAACCAUUUUGACAUGUUACAAUCGUUCCGUACCUCAACACCAUUCAUUGUUAACUUGGUCAAGUGCAUCGGUUAUUGCAUCGUCGGCAUUACCUCAUGGUCAUAAUAAUGUGGCAAAGAAUCUUGGUGUGUGUUCCAAUCCUCCUUAUGAAUUUGUUGUGUCUCAUCUCAAGAAUGUUUCUGGUCGCUUUUCAAGUUCAACAAAUAAGGAAAUACCGGAGACUUUGUUCAACCCUCUGGAAGAUGUGAUGACAAAUAUCUAUAGCUUUUUCAAGGAUUUAUGUCCUGAACCUUGGAAGCACUCCACUGACGAUUUCAAACGUUGCUGCAAUGCUCUUCGUGAUUUUUCAGUGAUUUUAGUAGACAAGAACACGUUUGUGCGCGGUAACCAGCUUGCUUUCGAGCAUGUUUGGCACGAUCUUAAACCCUAUUUGUUUAAAGUUCCACGUCACCUGCAGUAUUUCGAGCAUUUUUUAAAAGGUCUUGGAGCUGAAGAAAGUCCUUCACCUCACCAGUAUGUAUCAGUUCUUCGAACGAUUAAGAUGAGUUGCGGGGAAAAUAAAAUGCACCCGAAUGAGAAUUCAGCUGCAAUCUCUUCCACUAAAGGCUUGUUUAUUCGUUUGAAGAGGCUUCAAAAUAAAAGUGUUGUCAAUCCUCUUGCUAAUGUAGAAGAUCUUUGCUUGCCAACAGAAGGCAAAUAUCUGUUACGAUCCACCACACUUUUCGUAAAUGACACCAUGGAAAGAAAGGAGCGACUCCUUGAUUUUUCUAGAGAACUGCUUAUUGAUUUGACCAUGAAAGAUCAUGAAAGUCCUGUGAAAUUGGUUCAACUCCUUCCUCGUCAUUUGCAAGUUAAGAAAUUAAGUUACGUUGUAAAAGAAGAAUUAAGUCCUGCAUGUGCAGACAGAACCUGCGUCCUUGAUAGUUGUGACUUUAUGAAUCAUUACCGACAACUUCUAGUUUCACGAGAGUUUAGUGAAGAGCUCAUACGGCUUUAUAAAUACCAGCAAGAGAAAGAUAAGAUACCUCCAAAAGUGGAAAUGGAACUGAGAAAGUUGGAAAGCAGCGUGGAAGUUGUGUGUAUGCAGAAUAUUGCUUUACGUCUUAUGAAGGUACAGACGAAUGAGGUGAUUACUGGAAGCGAUUCAGAUGUGUCCUGUUUCUGUCAACCGAACGAAUGUGGAUUUCGUAUUCUUAUCAAACAUGGUGGUGACGCCAAUUCAAGUGUAUUGCACGAACGAUUAAGCUCAUUUGUAUCUUCCAUCACUGGUAAUUAUUUGGAAGAAAAAAAUUGGCGUUUUCUUAUGAUGCUUCUUGAUGCCCGCAGUGUCAGUGACCUCUCAAGAACAUUGGACGAUGCACGCAUACCGCGUACUAUCUCUGCACUUUCUAGUCUUCCACCGCUUGGAAAUGUAAUUCCUGUGGAACUUCACUAUCUUUUGAAGAAUGAUGUGAGGUUUGUUUUGCGUGAAGGCGAAUUUGUUGGUUAUGAGGUACAAGAUGAGAGCGAGUUGAACGAUUCUGUUUAUAUAUUCGCAAAGAUUAUUGAACAGUCACAGCAAGGUGAUGGAAGGCUACAGUUAAAUAGUAAGUAUAAAAUUGAUAUUGGAAAUGACGAACCAAUUGAAGUCAGCAAAUUGAAGCUUUUCAAGUUUGAUCGUGAACAACUGGAGAGUACAAAUGACCAUGAGCAGGAAAAUGUUGAUCGACCCACUAGAAAUGUUGAAAUGGAGAUUAUGCUUUAUGAAAAUUUGUCAGGAGAAUCUUUUGAUAACACAGCAAAUGAAACUAAAUCAAAUAUUACAUUGGAAGAAGCUAAAAAAGAAGUUGCAGAAGCUCUUGCCGAAAUAUGGAAACUACCAGAAUCGGAGAGGAGAACAGCCAUCAAACGUCUGAUCCGGCAAUGGCAUCCUGACAAGAAUCCUGAUCGCAAAGAUUUGGCUACUCAGGUUACACAAUUCUUACUGAAUGAAGUAGAACGUUUGGAAAAGGGAGGAAUUCCUGGCUAUCAGGGGCCUGAGGCUGAAAACUCUCAUCAUGGCCCACAAUACCCUCCCCCACCUCGUCCAUCGGAUGGAUAUUGGGAUGGGUUCUUUGAACGAGAGAGCGAAAGGUCAAGGAAACGUGAGAGAUGGAGGUCAACUGGUGAUGAUGAAUAUGAACCAUCUAAUCUUGCCGAGGCAAAAGUUUGGAUGCAACAGUCUGAAAUUGAUUUAAAUGCAGCUAGAGUUCUAUCUACCAACGAAGAAGAGACAUUUUUUGCUCUGUCCUGUUUCCAUUCUCAACAAGCUGUGGAGAAAGCAUUAAAAGCUCUUAUGUUCUUCAAAGGUCGCCUAAAACGAAGUGAUUUAGAAGUUCACGAUGUUAUGGGAAUGGCUUAUCGUGCUGCACAGAUCAACGCACAAUUUAAUGAGAUGCCCUUUUUGGUUAUGGUUUUUCAGAAUCGAAGGUUUUACAUCAACACACGCUAUCCUCAGUACAGAAGAUGGGUUAUUUCAACUCUUCCUACAGCCAUGUUCACUGAAUCAGAUGCCAACGAAGCAUUAUCAAAUGCUGAAGAAGUCUUAUCUCUUGUUAAGCACGUCAUAAGAAAUGAAUGAUUUUUAUUAAUUUUGUAUUCACUAUAACGAAUUUUCUGAUGAGUUUGAUUUCGAACAAUUUGAACACAUAGUUUUGAACAUUAUUUGCCUACUUAGGCAUGUAUUAUUAAUUGUCACUUUUGCUGUUUUUGUUUUUUACCUUUUAAAUUUAAGUGUUCCUAGAACUGAUAAUUUUUAUGACGCGAAUAGAUAUUCUACAGGAUCUGUAGCCUGAAGUGACAAACAAAUUUGUACGAAAAUGACUCUCUCUACGAUGCCUAUAAAAUUAAAGUCAUUUGAAAGUUAAUAGUUUCCUCAGGCACA